Aphidius gifuensis is the source of this 3942-nucleotide messenger RNA. RefSeq names its product GATA zinc finger domain-containing protein 14-like. Bases 545 to 3148 code for a protein of 867 amino acids. The transcript has 7 exons. The record is from RefSeq and is a predicted model, not a curated record. NCBI's taxonomy places the organism in Eukaryota, Metazoa, Arthropoda, Insecta, Hymenoptera, Braconidae. Gene Ontology annotation, molecular function: protein binding.
UCAAGUUUGCUUUUAUAAAAAUUAACAGACCAGAGACAAUCGGACCGGUUUUAUGUCAAGGCAUAUUUUUAUAUUUUGUGCAACGUUUAAGUUUAUUUAAUACGCAAAAACACAUUUUCUAAUUAUCAAUCAAUAAUAAAGAUAUAAAUAUAAUUAAAAAGUUAAAAUAAUUAUCGAAAUUAUUACGAUAUUUCGAUUUUCGAAUAAUACGAAAUUUCUGGGAUAACAAGUGUUAAUAAAAAAUAAAUUAAUAAUUUUUGUAUUUAUUAAUUAUAAGAUAAAUAAAAUUACAUGACGUUGUUAAAAUUUUUUUUAUCAAAUUAAAAACAUUUUUUUUCAUACAAUAAAAAAUUUCUUUUUAUUGAAUUGUGCUAAAAAAAAACAACUGGAAUUAUUAUUCAAAAUCAUAAUUAAACAAAUAAGAAUUUACAUUUAAAAUUAAUUAAUCACAGUCAAUCAAUGGAUCAAAUUGAAAGAGAUGUGAUGAAAAGAAUCUAAAAAUUUUACAGACAAUUAUAUCAACCACAAUUUCAACAGCUUCAAAAUGGAUUCUGAAAUUGAAAUAUUAAAAAAAAAGUUAUGUUCAACAAGUUCAGCAUCAAGUACAUGCUCUGAAAGUUCAACAACAUCAUCAGAUUCUGGAUUAGAAAAAUCAUGUUCCGAAAUAAAUGAAAAAAUUGAAAAAUAUUUUAAUAAAAAAAUUAUUGACGAUGAAAAUAUAAGACGUAAAGUAUCAGUAGAAUCAAAAACAUCAACACUUGAAUCAAUUGAUUCAUCAUCUUCAUCAUCAUCAUCUGAUUAUGAACAACAAAUUGAUUCAGAUGAUUUAUUAUCCAAUAACUUGAAUGAUAUCAGCAAUAGCUUUUGUAAAUUUAAAUUAUCAACGAAACAUGAUGAAUCAGAUGAGUCUGAGUCUGAUGACGAUGACGAUGACGAUUUACAAGAAAAAGGUCCAGUAAGAUCACAAAUGGUAUAUUCAAGACAACAACCAUACAAUAAUUUUUAUGAUAAUAAUUCAUUUGAUGCUGAACAAAUAGAUCUUGAUAUAGCACAAAAAAUAUACAGUAAUUCACAAUACUGCUGUGUAAUUAAUGCAAGUCUAGAUAAAUUAACAAAUUGUCAACAGACUCAAGAAAGCUUAACAAACAAUUAUUUAUCUGUUAAUAAUUCUUGCCAAUUUGACAACAACAUAAACGAGAUAAAUAAUAAUGGAGUAGAAGAAAAAUAUGAAUUUGAUGGUCCAUUAAAUGACAUAUUAAAUAGUUAUCAACAAGCACAACCUGAAACAAUAAAUUAUCAAAAUUCAUCACCAUCAACAAGUUCAGAAAAUUGGCCAGAUUCACCAGUAUCAAGUAAUUAUUUUCAACAAACAUCAAAUUCACAAAGUUAUACAUCAAGUCGUCCACAUACACCAUUAUCAUUAAUCAAUAUGGAUUCACCAAAUACAACAAUUAAUUUAUCAAAUACAUCAUCACCAAUACAACGUAAAUUAAAUUAUUAUCAUUGUAAUUAUCGUAAAACACCACAAUCAUCAUCAUCAUCAUCAAAUUAUUCACAAUGUGAUACACCAAGUCCAAAAAAUUAUCAAAAUUUAAUUGAUAAUCAAAAUGAUGAAGAAAAAUUUGAUAAUUUUCAACAAUCAACAUGGUAUGAAAAUUGUGAAACAACAAAUAAUAUUAAUGAUAAAUUAAAAAUAAUAAAUAUUAAUAAUAAUUAUAUUGAUAAUAAUAAUAAUGAUAAUAAUUAUGAAAAAAAUCAUGAAUGUGAUAUAAAAAAUUUAAAUGACAUAAAAUUAGAAUAUAAAUACAAAGACUAUAAUAAUUUAUCAACAAUUGAUAAUAAUUAUAAUAAUACAGAAAAUAAUAAUUUCAAUUAUGAUAAUGAUUUCGAUAAUUUUUUAACAAAUCAAAUUGAUAUUAAUCAUUUGGAUAAUGUUAUUGAUGAUUUAGAAAUUAAAACAGAAGAUAUUAUAUCAACAAAUUAUUUGAACAAUCAAUAUAAUAUUGUUAAUAAUAAUAAUACAUUAUAUAAUGAUAAUUAUCAUAGUUUAACAACACAAACAAAUAUGUCUGAAUUGAAAAUUAAUCAACAGCAACAACAAAAAUGGUAUGAUGAAAAUAAUAAAAAGUUAUUUAAUAAUUUUCAAAUACCAAAACCAAUGAAACAACAAAAACAAUACAAAACAAUGAAACAAAAAAAAAAUAAAUAUGAUCCAUGGAAAUCAUUGAGUAUGCCAAAAAUAUCAUCGAGUAAAAUAUUAAAAUCGAAAUUAAAUGAUUGUGAUGUUGCAAGAGCUAUGAAGGAUUUAUUACAAGUAUCAAUACAAGAAUUAUCAAGAGCUGAUGAUGAUGGUUAUACAAAAUUGAUGUGUCUCGUUGGUAAUCCAAUUGAAUUUAAUAAAAAGAAAGAAUUUUUAGUACCACUUGUUGAGAGAUUGUCAAUGAUACAUGAUGGUCUAACAAAAAUGAAUAAUUAUGGUCAAGAUGCACUUUAUAUUGCAUCAAUAAAUUAUCCAAAAAUGUAUUAUGUUGCUGGUUAUCUUGCUGGUGUUAUGGUUGAUAAAGGAAUUGACAUUAGUCGUCCAAUUUAUACCAAGGGUAAUAAUUUGAUACAUGAGCUUGCAAAAAAAGGUGAUGCUUACAAGCCAGUAUUGAUUGAACUUUUAUCGUUAAAAACAAUUGAAGGGAAAUCAGUUUUUGAUUUAUCGAAAUGUAACUUUGAUGGUAAGACACCUCUUCAUGUUGCUGUUGAAGCACAUGAUCCAUCAAAGAGGGGAACAAGUACAAUAGAAAUUAUUCGUUUGUUUAUUGAAAGGGGUUGUGAUUGUAAAAUUAGAGAAUAUACAAAUGGUAAUACAGCACUUCAUAUUGCAAUUUCAAAAAAUUGUGAUCCAAUACUUGUACAGGCAUUGUUGGAAAAAAAUGGCUGUGAUGCUGUUAAUAUUCAAAAUAAAAAUAAUAAUACACCACUUCAUAUGAUUGCAUUAUUAUCAGACGAAUUAUCAUUAAAUAUACAAAGUAAUAUUUGCAUGCAAUUGAUAAAAACAGGUGCUCAAACAAAUGUUAAAAAUAACAAUGGACAAUUACCCUUGACAAUUGUCACAACAAAAAGAAAAGAAUUUAUUCAAAAAAUAUUUCAUGAAUCAUAAUUUUUAAAAAAUAUUGUUAACCAAUAUGUUAAUAUUAUUUUAAAAAAUACAUUUUAAAUAAUUAAAAUUAUAAUAUUAAUUUUUUAAAAUUAUUAUUAUCAUUUUUUUUUUCGUUUUUUUUAUUGAAUUUUUUUUUUUUAAAUAAAUUUUUGUAACAUGACAGAUAUUUAUAUUUUCUUGUUAAAUCAAUUUGAUAUACCAAAGAAAAUAAAUAACUAAAAAUUGCCAUUAAAACUAUUUUAAUUAUUAUUUUAAAAUAUUUUAAUAACAAUUUAAGAUUUUAGCUUUAAGAUUUUAAAAAAAAUUUGGAAAAAUAUUGUGUGUAACCAAAGACGUACAGAAUUAAAUAUUUCUGUUAAAUAAAUAAUUAAUUUAAAUAAUAAAUAAACUAUUUGAUAUGAAAAAAUUAAUAAAAUAAUUUAUUUCAAUCUAAAAAAAAAAAUAUAUUAAUAGUAAUAUAGAUAUUUUUUAAGACUGAAAUUUGGAAUGAAAAAAAAUAAAAUAUUAAUUGAUUAAAUAAAUUGUUAACAUUUAAUUUAAUUAAAAAAAUUAAAUCGUAUUGAAUAGAAUGAAAGAGAGAGAGAGAAAAAAAAAACAAUUAUUAAAAUUAUAGAAAAAAAAAUAUAAGAUAAACGUGUGAGAAUUGGAGCAAAUUUAUAAUUGUAAAAAUAUUAUUUUAAAUUUUAAAUUAAUAUUAAAAAAAUAUUUACACAAAUAAAUAAUUUUAUUAAUAAAAAAUAAAUCAUAAAUGAUAAAAAAAUGCUCAAUAAAAUAAUAAAUAAAUUAAUUAAAAA